This is a messenger RNA of Daldinia childiae, 1239 nucleotides long. Its product is annotated as Flavohemoprotein. Gene Ontology annotation, biological process: nitric oxide catabolic process; cellular response to nitrosative stress. The record is from RefSeq and is a predicted model, not a curated record. Gene Ontology annotation, cellular component: intracellular anatomical structure. Lineage: Eukaryota; Fungi; Ascomycota; Sordariomycetes; Xylariales; Hypoxylaceae. Bases 1 to 1239 code for a protein of 412 amino acids. The transcript has a single exon. Gene Ontology annotation, molecular function: oxygen binding; heme binding; nitric oxide dioxygenase [NAD(P)H] activity.
AUGGCUGUCGCUGCGCCCAUCUCUCCGGAGCAUAUUGCCAUCGUCAAGGCGACUGCUCCGGUUUUGAAGGAACACGGUGCGACGAUUACAACGCUCUUCUACAAGAAUCUGAUCGCUGCUCACCCGGAGCUCAAGAACGUAUUUAGCAUGUCUAAUCAAACUAGCGGGGCUCAACCGCGAGCUCUAGCCGGUGCCGUUUUUGCCUAUGCCACCUACGUUGACGAUCUCGGCCAACUAAAAGCUCUCGUAGAGCGUAUCGCACACAAGCACGAGAGUCUUAACGUCCAGGCCGACCAUUACCCCAUUGUAGGAAAAUAUUUGAUCGAGGCCGUAGCCGCGGUGCUAGGUGAUGCUUGCACACCUGAAAUCGCCGAGGCCUGGACCGCCGCCUACGGUGCAUUGGCCGAUAUUUUCAUCAACAGGGAAAAGCAACUGUACGCUGCUCACCAGAACUGGCAGAGCUGGCGCCGCUUCAAGAUCCAACGCAAGGUACCAGAGACAUCCGAGAUUACCAGUUUUUAUCUUGUGCCCGAAGACGGACAGCCGCUCCCGUCGUUUCUGCCGGGACAAUACAUUAGCCUUCAAGUAUUCAUUUCUCAAAUGGGUCACAUGCAACCCAGGCAAUACUCGCUAAGCGAAGCACCGCGCACCGAUUACUACCGCAUCAGCGUGAAGAAAGAUAAGGGAAAGCAGGCUGGCGUUCCGGGAUUAAUCUCUAAUCUGCUACACGAAAACUACAAAGAGGGUGAUGUUCUCGAGCUUACGGCGCCUGCUGGGGAGUUUUUCGUUGACCCCAAGGAAGAUGAGAGCAAGCCUAUCGCUCUUAUCUCCGCGGGCGUUGGUCUUACACCCAUGCUGUCCAUUCUCAACAGUGCCGUAAACGCGGGAUCACGCCGGCGCAUCUCGUGGAUACACGGUGUACAUAGCUCUGAGGUCCGCGCGUUUAACGAUCAUAUCCGAGACACGUGCGCCAAGGAUGUCAACAAGAACAUCAACGCAACGUUCUUUGUUACGUCACUCCAACAGCGCGAUGUAGAAGGAGUUGAUUACCACUUCGUCGGGAGAGUAGACCUCGGCAAGGUUGACCCCAGGUCUAAUUUGUUCCUCGAUGACGCACGCGCCGAGUACUUCAUAUGUGGUCCUUACUCGUUUAUGAAAGAUACAGAGAAGUAUCUAGUCGGUGUUGGAGUGGGCCCAGAGCGGAUACAUCUCGAGGUCUUCGGCACCGGAGAUCAGUAG